CAUCGUAGGCUUCCGUACUGUAGCACUGGAAGCGUGAGUAAGCUAACUCUUGUCGUUUUUCACUUGUCGAUGCAAUAGGGGGAUUAAAAUAGACUGGAAAUGGCAGACUUAACAACGCUUGAGAGCCUUUUGGAGAUGGGCUUUGACCGGAACAGGGCCGAGAGGGCUGUGGCCAAUACCGGGAACCAGGGGAUCGAACAAGCAAUGGACUGGUUAAUGGAGCACGAGAACGACACGGACAUUGAUGAGCCAUUUAAGCCUCCUGUUCUGGCAGCACCGGAUGAUGACCAGGCCGGCACGCAAGACGCUUCGCUCGGGGGUACAGCCGGAGUUGCGAGCGGAGAAGGCACACAGGUUGGCGAUGAUGAUGACAAAAAGGCCAUGACAGAGGAGGAGAAACAGCAGCAAGUCAAAAGCCUCUCUCAAACUGACCCGCUGCCUGUGUGCGUCAGACUGGAGGAGCUGAUGCGACUGAAGCAGGCAGAGCGGCGAGAGCGCGAGCGCGCUGAAGAGCUGGAGAAGGAAAAGCAGCGGAGGAAGACGGGCCAAGAGCUACAGCAGAUUCGCAACAAGCUGCAGGACGACGAUAUGAAGAAGUUGGCUGAGCUGCGGCAAAGAGAGAAGAUGGAGGACAAGAUGGCCAGGCAAAGGGUUAUAGAAAAGAUAGCAAGAGACAGGGAGGAGAGAGCACAAAAGUUUGGAGGUGGAGGAACCUCAAGCACAAGUACGUCUUCAGUCCAGCCCAGCCCAGUGUCACCCACCGGUCAGGGCCCGCCCCCAACCAAGAGAGAGUACGACGAGUCCAGGAUACAGGUGCGCCUGCUGGAUGGAUCCACCCUCACAGCAGUGUUUAAGGCCCAGGAGCCUCUGGCGGCGGUGCACGUUUACGUGCAGGUGAACGGCAACACGCCAGAGGGUCAGGAAUUUACGCUGCUGUCCCCUUAUCCUCGUCACGUUUACACUGAUCUAGACAUGGAGAAGCCCCUCAAAGAGCUAGGUUUGGUGCCUUCCGCUGUGCUGGUCGUUACCAAAAAGUGAGUUAAGGAGGAGCAUUCUGCUCCAUGAGCCUACCUCACCACCUCCCCUACAAUUACGCAAGAAAGACUGGACCGGACACCAUGGCUUUAGUGUCAUUUUAUCAGAUAGUCAACUGGACUAAUAAUGAUAAAGGUUGAAGUUACAUGAUCACUCAUAAUAUCCGCUAACAGCUCCAAAACAAAAAACAAUGGUUGUGUGGCUGGUUGAUUUCACUGGAUGUUUGUUUUGAAUGCAGUGACUAAAGAUGUAUAUAGUAAAUCUAGUAGGCAUCUGAUUGGUGUCAAUAAGGUCAACACAGAACACAAAAGUUUAACGGGAGUCCGCCCUAAUCAACCUAAUUGAAAACUCUAUUUGCCCCUUUAAAAGGGCAUUAAAUUGAAUUCACAAUUUACUGAUUUUGUGAGAUUCUACUUUCUGCCAGUUUUUAUAAGUCAGAAUAUAGUGACAACUUGUAUGUCUGCAUAAUUGACUUCAAGAAUUGACUUUCAAUAAAGCUGACUUGGAGAA
This is a messenger RNA of Syngnathus typhle (broad-nosed pipefish), 1545 nucleotides long. It is a transcript of the gene ubxn1, whose product is annotated as UBX domain protein 1. The transcript is spliced from 10 exons. Lineage: Eukaryota; Metazoa; Chordata; Actinopteri; Syngnathiformes; Syngnathidae. Gene Ontology annotation, molecular function: protein binding. The coding region runs from base 100 to 1038 and encodes 312 amino acids. The record is from RefSeq and is a predicted model, not a curated record.